Messenger RNA from Besnoitia besnoiti, 573 nucleotides. RefSeq lists its product as uncharacterized. Bases 1 to 573 code for a protein of 190 amino acids. The transcript has a single exon. The record is from RefSeq and is a predicted model, not a curated record. Lineage: Eukaryota; Apicomplexa; Conoidasida; Eucoccidiorida; Sarcocystidae.
AUGUCGCUGGUGGCGAUGGCGACUGUCGCCGAUCCACUUGCCCGGCCAGAGGGAGAUGACGCCUCGUCAGAUAAGGAGGUGCCUCAGAACGAAGCGAUCUCCGAACGAACAGAAAGCGCCGAGGAAGCCGCAACGCAAGCGGAGUUACCCCCUCGCAGAGAUCACGCGCAGGGUCACUCGCCAGCAUUCCACGAGUCUGAAGGCGAGAUGCCGAUUGAUACCGGGAGAAUGGAGGCGACGGAAGGGGCUACGCAGCAAGGCGAUGUUUCGGAUGGAAGCAAAAUCGUGGAGCCCGAGAUCGAAGGCGCAUCAGCAAGUACUUUUGUUAGUGCAAUCUUGAACAGGGUGCGCGACGACACGGCAGCCAUGCAGAACAUUAUGUUGAGGGAAAUGGAGGACAUUCGGCGGAUGAUGAAUUACGACAGUGCUCUGGCGUCACGCAUAAUGCAACUGUUACCUGCUCUCGAUUUACAAGGCACUCUUGACGCCAUGCGAGCUGCUGUAACCAGACAAAUUGCUCUACUCCAGGCUGUUGUGGGGAGCGGAGAAAAUCUACCGAACAGUAUCAUAUAG